AUGAUUCCUCCAGUUACACCAGCCAUCGGAUGUGAAAGACUGGAGACGAUUGCUCCUGCUACACAGACUACACGUUGGGAAAGACAGGGGAUGCUUCCUCCUGUUACACCAGCCAUCGGAUGUGAAAGACUGGAGACGAUUACUCCUGCUACACAGACCACACGUUGGGAAAGACAGGAGAUGAUUCCUCCUGUUACACCAGCCAUCGGAUGUGAAGCCCUGGAGACGAUUAAUCCUGCUACACAGACCACACGUUGGGAAAGACAGGGGAUGCUUCCUCCUGUUACACCAGCCAUCGGAUGUGAAAGACUGGAGACGAUUACUCCUGCUCCACAGACCACACGUUGGGAAAGACAGGGGAUGCUUCCUCCUGUUACACCAGCCAUCGGUUGUGAAAGACUGGAGACGAUUACUCCUGCUACACAGACCACACGUUGGGAAAGACAGGGGAUUAUUCCUCCUGAUACACCAGCCAUCGGAUGUGAAAGACUGGAGACGAUUACUCCUGCUACACAGACCACACGUUGGGAAAGACAGGGGAUUAUUCCUCCUGUUACACCAGCCAUCCGUCUUGAAAGACUGGAGACGAUUACUCCUGCUACACAGACCACACGUUGGGAAAGACAUGGGAUUAUUCCUCCUGUUACACCAGUCAUCGGCUGGGAAAGACUGGAGACGAUUACUCCUGCUACACAGACAACACGUUGGGAAAGACAGGGGAUUAUUCCUCCUGUUACACCAGCCAUCGCUUGUGAAAGACUGGGGACGAUUACUCCUGCCUCACAGACCUUAAGUUGGAAAAGACAGAGGACUUUGCCUACUGUUACACCAGCCAUCGGUAAUGAAAGACUGGGGACGAUUACUCCUGCUACACAGACCACACGAUGGGAAAGACAGGGGAUUAUUCCUCGUGUAGCAGAAUUUAAUGUCACCAGUCUUUCACAACCGAUGGCUGAAUUAGUCCUCUGUCUCUCACAACUUGUGGCUCGGGCAGAAGGAGGAAUGAUACCCUGUCUUUCCCAACGUGUGGUCUGUGUAGCAGGACCAACAGUCCCAAGUCUUUCACAACCGAUGGCUGGUGUAACAGGAGGUAGACUUGCGGUCUGUUUACCAGGAGAAAAAGUCCUCUGA
Messenger RNA from Lineus longissimus, 1131 nucleotides. RefSeq lists its product as uncharacterized. The transcript has a single exon. The record is from RefSeq and is a predicted model, not a curated record. NCBI's taxonomy places the organism in Eukaryota, Metazoa, Nemertea, Pilidiophora, Heteronemertea, Lineidae. The coding region runs from base 1 to 1131 and encodes 376 amino acids.